UUGCAGUUUGCGCGGGAAAUUUUCACAGAAAAAAAGUUGGACAAAUGUCACCGUUCGAGCUUGGGACUACACCUUCAAAUAACCGAUAUUCUCUCCCAGUAAACACCAAGCAUAAGAAAAGUAAACAAGGAAUCAUCAUCCCCGUUGCUAAAAAACCCCUUCAGAUUGAAGUUUUUUGGGAUGGCGAGACUGAAGAUUAGAGGGACUUGGUCGGGGGUUCUGGAAGACGUCACCGUCGACGCCUGGACCGUACCAAAGCUCCGGGAAGAGGUGGCCAUGCGCGCCAACUGCUCCCCUGACUGCAUCAACCUCACAUUCGCCGGCAUGCUCCUCAAGGACGACGAUGCCGAUGCCGGCGACGUCAGAAACUUGGCCAGUCUGGGCGUCAAGAUCAACUCUAAGAUCUUCGCCUCUCGCAUCUCUCCUCAAGAAAGCGACGCAUUCAGAAGAGAAGAAGAACUUUUUAGUAGGCUUGAGGAAAUCAGGGGAGCUGCAAUUGUGAUGGCGGAAAAGCAUCCAUGUUUAAUACCUGUUGAGGACUUCAACAGAGAAGCUGAAGAUCAAAGUGGACAGUUAGUGCAUAUAAGUUCUGAGAUGGAGCAUAGGGCAGUAAUGAUGGGAGUGAGGCUUCAUGCAAUAGCGGUGAGGCUUAUUGGAUGUGAUCUUUACAAUAGUGCAGUAGAAGUGCUUAGCUUAGGAGAGGAGGCAUUCUCAAUUUGUGAUCCAAAUCUCAUUAAGCUUAUUUAUAUUGUUCCGAUUCUGCACAUAAACAUGGUGUGGUGCUACUUUAUGAAAGGAGACAUCAGGUUGCUCUCGGAUGCAGGAAAGCGUCUUGAGAUAGCUAGAACAGGAAUUGAACGCGAUCAAGUGAAGAAAUCUGUUUGCCGCAGACAAUUAGAAAAACUGCAUUUGAGACUAGAUUUGCUUGAAGGGGUUGUGGCAUAUCAUAGUGGCCAGAUAGAGAAAUCAAGAAAAGCAUUACUUUCUGCAAAAGUAAAAUUUAUCCAGCAUCAAGGCCCGGUUGACCCCAUAAUGCUUUUUAUGAGCUUUGAUGAUGCAAGCUUUGGCUUCACCCUAAAUGAAGCAAAUAGAGCACUGAAAAUGUGUAAUGGAGAUGUGGGGGUUGCCAUUGACUUCCUUAUUGAGGAAGAAAUAAAGGAAAUGCAAAAAUGCAAUGAUCAUAGCCAGAGAAGAAAGAAAAUUUGGUGGGUUUGUCCACUAGCUAAUAGUAUAUUUGUCCUAUUUGAUACUGCUAAAUAUAGCAGGUUUGGUGAGGAGCUUGCGGCUGAAGCCCUUAAAAGAAAUAAAAAUUAUAAGCUGAAUGCAUUGGAUGAUUUAAAAAAUCCAGAAACUAUUUCUACUUUACAGGCUGAUAUUGAGUCCAUGAAAAGAGAGAGACAGAAACAAGGAACAGAUUUUGCAAUUGAAAAAGCUGUACAAAUGGGUUUUGAAAGAUCAAGAGUGGUUGCUGCUUUUGAGGCUGGUGGCACUUCAGAAGAAGUAAUCCAAAGACUGAAAGUGCAACCGGAAGGUCCAUCAGAUAUCAGCAAAGCAGAGGAGCAAAAUGAGGAAAUAAAAGGCGAGCUCUCUGCAGAUAUAGAAAUUGCAAAUGAAGGACCAGUCAUUAUUUUUUACUUGCGUUUGGUAGAGCUUGCAUUGAGGAGGCUCUGGGAAGAAGACGUCCCUUCCCAGCAUGAUUAAAAAGAAGGAUACAAGUUUAUGUAAAUAAAUAGCGGGUUGAUGUGGGCGGUGAAUGUAUGUCAUAGGGGUCAAUGUGUAGAUAGCAGGAUGAAUAAAUA
Messenger RNA from Arachis duranensis, 1799 nucleotides. RefSeq lists its product as uncharacterized. Bases 181 to 1701 code for a protein of 506 amino acids. Lineage: Eukaryota; Viridiplantae; Streptophyta; Magnoliopsida; Fabales; Fabaceae. The record is from RefSeq and is a predicted model, not a curated record. Gene Ontology annotation, biological process: regulation of ubiquitin-dependent protein catabolic process. The transcript has 10 exons. Gene Ontology annotation, molecular function: protein binding.